Messenger RNA from Echinops telfairi (small Madagascar hedgehog), 584 nucleotides. It is a transcript of the gene MGP, whose product is annotated as matrix Gla protein. Bases 48 to 365 code for a protein of 105 amino acids. Gene Ontology annotation, biological process: regulation of bone mineralization. The transcript has 4 exons. Gene Ontology annotation, cellular component: extracellular region. The record is from RefSeq and is a predicted model, not a curated record. NCBI's taxonomy places the organism in Eukaryota, Metazoa, Chordata, Mammalia, Afrosoricida, Tenrecidae. Gene Ontology annotation, molecular function: calcium ion binding.
ACUGAUGCCCAAGGCAACAAGAGGAGCCGCAGGACAGCAAAGUCGGAAUGACCAUGAGGAGCCUGCUUCUUCUCUCCAUUCUGGCUGCCUUCGCCGCGGCAAUUUUGUGUUAUGAAUCUCAUGAAAGCAUGGAGUCCUAUGAAAUUAGCCCCUUCCUAAACAGGAGAAACGCCAACAGCUUCAUCUCCCCACAGCAGAGAUGGAGAGCCAAGGCCCAGGAGAGGGUCCGAGAACGAACCAAGCCUGCCCAUGAGAUUAACCGGGAGGCCUGCGAUGACUACACACUUUGCGAACGCUAUGCCAUGGUUUACGGAUACAACGCCGCCUACAACCGCUACUUCAGGCAGCGCCGAGGAGGAAACUGAGAUCAGAGAAUGUCGCCUUCAUUCCGGAGCCUGGUGCCUGGUUUUAUGGUCCCUUGCUGUAGUGUCACUGAAAUAUAUAGAAGCCUACAUGUUGCUUUGUUUCCUACAUGUUCUCCUGCCCCACUACACCCUAGCCCCUAGAUCGGUGCACAAGAAAAUGCAGUCGUGGAGGACAAAUGUGUGGUUGUUACAUAAUAAAUUUCUGGUUGGGUACUUUCA